AAUGUACCCAGCACACUGAUGGGGCCGGGAUGACGUUAUGCUGCCAUAUAUCCUGUGUUCCUUCUGCUUUUAGGAGGCCCCGGGGUCCUUCCAGCACUGCUCCUGGAUGGGUGGAUACUUGGAGCUCCACAGCCCCGGCUGUCAGGAGGGAUUCAUUGCUUGUUGUCUCCCCUUGGUGCAGGUCAGCCUGGAAUGGGUCUCCCGUCCCUCUGUUAGCACUAAGGAUGUGUCCUGUCUUCCUAUGUCCCCAUAUGGCACCGUUCUAUGGGGGCAGGAUGGGGAAGCGAGAGAGUUGUGUUCAACAGCAAAGAGAAGCAGUUCAACCCCCAUGGAACAAAGCUGCAUCCAUCUGAGGUGUAAACCCAUCCUGCUUCCAGAUGGUCCGGGGGUGACAGGCUGCAAUGCAGACAGGUACCUUCAGAGCAGGGAGAGGGCAGCAGCAAUUUGUCACUCACAUUCCUUCCUCUUCCCGGCCCCAAAACCACAAGAGAAGCCUUCAUAUCCAGAUCCCAGCACUGCAAUCACAGCCAGACACUGGAGAGCAUCGUUGUGCAGAUGGGAGUGUAUGCAGGGCACCAGGUGACAGCAUCCCACCAUCCAAACAGGCUCCUGUCCCCACAGUUCCCUCCUCAUUAGCAGAACUGUGAGAUCUGCCUUCCCAAAGUGGCUCAAGAAGAGUCGGGGUGGGAAUAUGGGAAGGAUACAGGAGAUAAUCUGAUGGGAAGGAGUGCAGCCAUUGCCUGGGGUUUGAGAAAUGCUGGGUUUCAUUCAAGUCCUGUCCCUGGCAAAUGAGUUCUCUGUACUGCAACUUCAGCUGAGAGAUGGGAGAAAGGCAACUGUUCCCUUCAUUGAAACAAACCCAAACGAGCAAGUCUCCAUCGUCGUGUGGCACCAAAGCCAACCAAUGAGUUCUGUUUCCUUUUUGAGCACAAAGCAGCCUGCCAUCCCUUACUUCUGGGAUAGCACACAAACCGAACAGUCAGGCUUAGGGAACAAAAUCUACAUUUCCUUGUUCCUUUUUUAAUUUCCAAAGCUGGAGAAGCAGCGCUCAGCACAGCCGUGGAGAAGGGAGGGGAGAGAAGAGCUGCUCAGGAUGAAUGCAUGAGGAUGCAGAAACAAAACUCACAACUGCACUGAAAAACUUCCUUCACGACCCUCAUAUUCUGCACAGGCAGAAGGGGCCAUGCACCUAAAUCCCCCCCAUCCCCUUCUUCAUAACCCUGGAAAUCUAUGGUUCUAUUUCUUUUCUUCUCUUUUUUUCCCUUGGUCCUCCUUUGGGUGACUGUUGGGAAAAGGAAGGUUGUUUUCUUUGCUUUUUCCUGAUGGAGGGAAUGGAAUGGGGAUGAACUGAGCCCCAAGGCAGAAGGGAACACCACCAUACUGCCUGCUCUCCUGGUGCAAAGAUAAAGAAGUUUCUAAGGCAGCCUUGGCCAUUUUGCACAUUGCUUCACUCCCUUCAUAUCUGGGAUGCUCCUCUCAGUGGAGACCCCAUUGUCUGACAGCACCCAACCUAAAACUUGGGGUCCCCUCUGUGCCUCAUCCAGCCCUUUGAGGACCCCCCUGUUCCCUGUUUGUCCCUCUGGGGACGCCCUUGUGCCUCAGCCCCACACUGCCAUGUGAGGACCACUCCUCUGUACCCCAUUUGGCCUUCUGGGGACCCCUCCAUGCCCCAUCUCCAUGCUGCCCUUUGAGAACUCCCCCGUGCCCUAUCUGUCCCUAUAGGGACACCCUUGUGCCUCAGCCUCAUCCUGCCCUUUGGGGACACCCCAAUGCUCCAUCUCCAUGCUGCCUUUUGAGGAUACCCCCUUCUGUGCCCCAUUUGGCCUUUUGGGGACCCCUCAGAACCUCAUCUCCAUGUUGCCCUUUGGGGACCACCCCUGUGCCCUAUCCAUCCCUUUGGGGACCACCCCUGUGCCCCAUCCAUCCCUUUGGGGACACUACAUCCCUACGCUGCCCCUGGGGUCUCCCCCCGGGCCUCCCUUGAAGGCGCAGUGCCAGGCAGCAAAGGGUUACGUUCGGAGGUGCCGCUCGGCUCCCGGUACCUGGAAGGAAGGGAGGGGAGGAAGGCACGGAGCGGAGUUUGCAGCGGUCCCCGAGAAGGCGGCGAACGGGCGGCAGCGGUGAAGCCGCGGCGGGAGCCGCCUCCGCCCCCGGUCCGGUACCGCCGCCCGGAGCCCCCCAUGGGUGAAGGGGGGGCUCGAGGAAGCGGCUUCUAAAAGGGGGACACCCCCUCGCUUUCCCCUGGCUGACGUUCCCCGCUUAAAAAGAAGGGAGGGAAAAAAAAAAAGAACCAAAAACCAACAAACCACCAAAAAAAACCAUCAGAAACCCACCCAAAGCCGCUCUAAAUUUGAGGGAACAGCGAAGGCAGGCGGCAUCGGCUGGAAAAUGCAUCUCACUCGGAGCUGCAUCGGCUUCCUGAUCCAGGGGAGCAUCUCUCUGCUGGUGGUCUGUGGCCAAGGAGGGCCAGGGGAAGGUGCCAAGCAGCAUGAACCUGAGAGCCAGGAGGGAGCCCAAGCACAGGAGACCACAGAACUGCUCCCAACCAAACCCCUGCUCACCCCAACCUUGCUGCAGAACGUGACCCUCCUGGAGCUGGUGAGCAGCUCACGGGAGCUAUGGGAUAUCCUGGACAACCUCUCGGAGCGGGAUCACGCUCCACAUCCCCGAGGACAGAGGGACUUGGAGUCGGCCUCGGGUAAACUUAAAAAAGUUUUUGGCUGGGGAGAUUUUCAUUCCAACAUCAAGACUGUGAAGCUAAACCUCCUGAUCACCGGCAAGGUGGUGGAUCACGGCAACGGCACCGUCAAUGUCUUCUUCCGCCACAACUCCACCGGGCAGGGGAACAUCUCGGUCAGCCUCGUCCCUCCAACUAAGGCUGUUGAGUUUGACCUGGAGCAGCAGAUCUUCAUUGAGGCCAAAGAAUCCAAAAUCUUCAACUGCCGCGUGGAGUAUGAGAAAGUGGAUCGCGCCAAGAAGACCACGCUGUGCACAUACGACCCAUCAAAGACCUGCUACCACGAGCAGACCCAGAGCCAUGUCUCCUGGCUCUGCUCCAAGCCCUUCAAAGUCAUCUGCAUCUACAUCACCUUCUAUAGCAUAGACUACCGGCUGGUGCAGAAGGUGUGCCCUGACUACAACUAUCACAGCGAUGUGCCCUAUUUCCCCUCGGGGUGAUGCACGCUCAGGAUGUCCCAGUGAUAAGCGGGUGCUGGGGAGGGUGGGGGGAGGGAUGGGGAUGGUUUUUAAGCAGGGUGGGUCCCUGGAAGUGAGGAAGGAGAAGGGUUUCAGUUUUCCCCAAAAGCUCGUAUAGUUUUGAGGAGAGGAGAGAAAAUUUGGGCUAUGGGGGUAAAGGUGUUGAUAAACUCGGCCCAGAUCUGUGGUCUUCAGAGAUUGGUACGGGGUCUGAAUGUAGGAUACAGAAAAUAGGGCAUAAAGCCGGAAUCAGGACUUGUGUUUCUCAGUGCAAUAAUGUUUUUUUUGCCUGGAUUUAGGCCACACGGUCCUAAAAGGUGGGGGACCAGGUGCAGAGGGCUGCAGGAGAAGGUGGGCACAACAUGGAGAGCAUAGUGGGGACAAGGGCACCUGGUACAUGCCAUGGAUGGGGGACAGCCGUGCACGGCCACCUCAUCUCCCCCCAAGCAGGUGCUGGGAGCAUCAGGGCUGCGUUUCCCCCAUGCUUGGGCUGAACGUUGGGGUGGGACAGGGAGGGACACCCCAGGUGCCACCCCAUUGCAGCCCACUGGUUUGGGGGAUUGGGAAGGAUGGAGCCGCAGAGAGAGGAAUCCUGGUCGGAUCUUGCUGACACAAGGUGUGAUUCAUGUGUUUCCCCUGAUGCUGUGUGUGUGAUUCAUGCAUUUCCCCUUCGUCUCAUCCAUGUUUCAUGGGGCUCCCACCCGUGUCCGUGUGCUCAGAGCAGCUCAGAGCAGUUCCUGGGUGCAGAAGUGUGUGGUUGGGUGGCAGAGUCGAGCUCUGACUGUAGCAUUUAACUGACUUUGAAGGAAAAAAAAACCUCACAGUGCUGUCCUUGGGAGAGAGAAUAAAGUUUUUACGGUGGUAA
Coturnix japonica (Japanese quail) is the source of this 4060-nucleotide messenger RNA. RefSeq names its product neurexophilin 3 (gene NXPH3). NCBI's taxonomy places the organism in Eukaryota, Metazoa, Chordata, Aves, Galliformes, Phasianidae. Gene Ontology annotation, molecular function: signaling receptor binding. The record is from RefSeq and is a predicted model, not a curated record.